AUCCCCCAAUCCUUUUCUUUCCCACAUGGACGUCAGUCUGUAAUAAGCGUGCAGCAAUGGGGUUAAUUACAGGAUUGUUUGCCAUUUUUUACCAUUUACCAAGGAUAUAUAAAUGGUUUUUUAGGCCUUAUUAUUUCUUAUCAUUGCUUAUGACACUGGCCUUUGCUUUAGUACGGAACUGUCCGGGACUGUGUGAACAUUUACCGUCUCAAAGAGAGGACGGCAACUCGUGCGCUUUUGACUGGAGAGAGGUGGAGAUUUUAAUGUUUCUCAGUGCUAUAGUGAUGAUGAAGAAUCGAAGAGCGGUAACUGUGGAGCAACAUUUAGGGAAUAUAUUUCUCUUCAGUAAGGUUGCUAAUGUGGUGUUGUUCUUCAGAGUGGACCUGAGACUUGGUCUUCUCUAUAUCAUGCUGUGUGUGGUGUUUUUGAUUGCAUGUAAACCACCAGUUUACAUGGGCCCUGAAUACAUCACAUACUUCAGUGACACAACUAUAGAUGAAGAACUACAGCGGGACGGCCGAGUGACAUGGAUUGUAGAGUUUUAUGCCAACUGGUCUCCAGAGUGUCAGUCAUUUGCCCCGAUAUUUGCUGAAUUGUCACUUAAGUAUAGCUGCAUAAACCUCAAAUUUGGAAAAGUGGAUAUUGGACAAUAUGGAGAGGUGGCCACGAGGUACAGGAUAAAUCCAUCGCCCCUCUCCAAGCAGUUGCCCUCUCUAUUGCUAUUGCAGGGUGGACGGGAAUUCAUGCGUCGCCCCCAGGUGGACAACAAGGGAAGGGCCGUUGCAUGGAGUUUCACAGAGGAAAAUAUAAUUCGAGAGUUCAACCUAAAUGAGAUAUUUAAAAAAUGUAAGAAACACAGCAAAGGAGAGAAAGUGGAGGAACCAAUGGAACUUCAGGAGGAGGGUCCUGAUGCUGAAGAAGAGCCAAUCUCUUUAGAUGGCACAAAGGAACAAGAGAGUAAAAAAGACAAAUAAGAAAUAAAACACGAUUACUGGUGGAAUUCAGUAUUUGUGAGGUUCAUAUAAAAGCAUUAUUUUCACAUCAUGUGUAAUAAAUGUCUUAUAGUUCUUAAACGUCUUCAAAUUUUAAUAUUUACUAUUUAAAUGGCCUUUGUUAAGUCUCUCAGAUCUUAUAUUAUCAUUUAGUUUAUUCACGGCUUUCAAUCAGUUUAUAAUGGGCUGCUGUCAUUGGCCAAGCUUGGCCAAAAGAGAAAAAUUUAAUUUAUGUUUCCUCCCAAUUGGAUAUUUUUUUUUGUCUAUUCAUGUGCCAUAUGUUUGCAAGUUAAGUUUUAAUUAAAUUCAAAGUCAUUA
Molecule: messenger RNA, 1310 nt
Organism: Paramisgurnus dabryanus
Lineage: Eukaryota; Metazoa; Chordata; Actinopteri; Cypriniformes; Cobitidae
Gene: tmx2a
Product: thioredoxin-related transmembrane protein 2a
Biological process (GO): brain development
Cellular component (GO): membrane-bounded organelle
Molecular function (GO): disulfide oxidoreductase activity
Source: RefSeq, a predicted model, not a curated record